This is a messenger RNA of Lagenorhynchus albirostris (white-beaked dolphin), 4212 nucleotides long. RefSeq names its product zinc finger protein 677-like. Gene Ontology annotation, molecular function: DNA-binding transcription repressor activity, RNA polymerase II-specific. The transcript is spliced from 3 exons. Bases 66 to 1955 code for a protein of 629 amino acids. The record is from RefSeq and is a predicted model, not a curated record. NCBI's taxonomy places the organism in Eukaryota, Metazoa, Chordata, Mammalia, Artiodactyla, Delphinidae. Gene Ontology annotation, biological process: negative regulation of transcription by RNA polymerase II.
CGGAUCCCGCGGAGCGUCGCAGGCACUCAGGAGAGUUAAGUCUCGGUUUUUCUGGAAAUUAUGCUAUGAGGUCUUCGGGCACUGCUCCACCACACCCGGCUUUCCGGGGUCUCCCGGGACUGUUGACAUUCAAGGAUGUGGCCAUCACGUUCUCUCAGGAGGAGUGGGAAUGCCUGGACCCUGCUCAGAGGGCCUUGUACAGGGACGUGAUGUUGGAGACCUACAGGAACCUGCUCUCCCUGGGUGAGGAUAUCUCCUCUCCGGAAGUUGGAAGCCUUUCUGCUGGAUUUGCAAUCAAGGAGUUAUCACCAAGAGAGGACAUUACUAAAGGAGAAUUAUACCAUCUAGUGAUACUGGACAGAAAUGACAACCAUGGCAUCAAGGAUUUUGACUUCAAGGAAGUCUGUGCAGAUGUGCAGGAGUGUGAGAGUGAGUGGGGAUGGGAUACAAGAAAUGACAAAGAAGUACUUUUGACCCAUAACAAAAAUCUCACUCAUGGAGAAGAUCACGAUAAUAAGUCCUUAAUUAAUUUUCCUCAGAGUGUUUCUGUAAGAAGUAAUGCACGUGAAUAUUUCACACACGACAAGCCAUUCAUACGAAGUUCGUUAACAACAAAAAAUAACGUCAGUGCUGCUAGAAACAGAGAUCUCAAGUGUUUGGAAAGUAGACCUGGAGUGAGGCUGCAGGCCCAGGCGGCUCAGCUGCAGAGAUGUGCAGCUGAGGAGAAAGUGUAUGUGUGCGGUCAAGGUGAGAAGCCAGUCAGCAGUGGUUCCUCAGUUUCACCACUUCACAGAGUUCUUCCUAGUGUGGAAAACACGUUGCCACCUGCGCAGCACAGGAGAACACACACUCGAGAAAAAUCUUACAGCUGUAAUGACUGUGGGAAGGCUUUUAGCAAAAGCUCAAACCUCAGGAAUCACAGGAGAAUUCAUUCUGGACAGAAACCUUACAGAUGUAAUGUGUGUGGCAAAGCCUUUAACCAGUGUUCUAAUCUCACUACACAUCAGAGAGUGCAUACAGGAGAGAAACCUUACAAAUGUCAUGUAUGUGGCAAGGUCUUUAGUCGAAAUUCACACCUUGCAAAUCAUCAGAGAAUGCACACUGGGGAGAAACCAUAUAAAUGUCAUGAGUGUGGUAAGGCCUUUAUCCAACAUUCACUCCUUUGGAGUCAUGAGAAAUUGCAUACUGGUGAGAAACCUUACAAUUGUAAUGAGUGUGGCAAAGCCUUUGCUGAGCGGUCAAGCCUUAACAAACAUCAGAAGAUUCAUACUGGAGAGAAACCUUACAAGUGUAUCGUGUGUGGCAGAGCCUUUACCAUGCGAUCAAAUCUUACUCAACACGAGACAAUCCAUACUGGAGAGAAACCUUACAAAUGUAAUGAGUGUGGCAGAGCUUUUACCCAAUUUUCACGCCUUACUAGGCAUCAGAAAAUGCAUGCUGGGGAGAAACCCCACAAAUGUAAUGUGUGCGGCAAGGCUUUUAUUGAACUUUCACAACUUUGGGGUCAUGAGAGAAUUCAUACUGGUGAGAAACCACACAAAUGUAACGUGUGUGGCAAGGGAUUUACCCAACGUUCAAGCCUUAUGGCACAUCAGAGAAUUCAUACAGGGGAAAAAUCUUAUAAAUGUAAAGACUGUGAUAAGGCUUUCAUCCAACGUUCACAACUUUGGGGUCAUGAGAGAACUCACACUGGAGAGAAACCUUACAAAUGUAAUGAGUGUGGCAAAGCUUUUACAAUGCGUUCAUAUCUUACUCAACAUAAAACAAUCCACACUGGAGAGAAACCUUACAAAUGUAGUCAGUGUGGCAAAGCUUAUACCCAGUUUGCAAGCCUUACUAGGCAUCAGAAAAUACACACUGAAAACAAACAUAAACCUAACAUAUGUGGCAAUGCUUUUAUUCAAAGCUCAGGCUUUGGGGAUCAUCAGACAAUUCACAGCAAAAAGAAACCUUAAAAGGUAAUGAUUGACACAUAACUUGUGCAAGUAUCCAAGCCUUACUCAGGCUGAGAGACUCCCAUCAUGGAAAAGGAAGACAUACAGAUGGCCAACAGGUGCGUGAAAAGAGGCACAUCCCUAAUCAUCAGGGAAAUUCAAAUCAAAACCACAGUGAGCUACCACCUCACAUCUCUCAGAAUGGCUGUCAUCAAAAAGACAACAAAUCACAAGUGUCGGUGAAAGUGAGGAGAAAAGGGAACCCUUGUGCACUGUUGGUAGGAUUGUAAAUUGGUGCAGCUACUAUGGAAAACUAUAUGGUGGGUCCUCAAAAAAUUAAAAAUAGAACUGCCGUAUGAUCCAGCCAUUGCUCCAGGGAAAACAAAAAUACUAAUUCAAAAAAAUAUAUGCACUUUGUUGUUUGUUGUAUCAUUAUUUAUAAUAGCCAAGUUAAGAAAGCCACCUAAAUGUCCACUGAUAGGUGAAUGGAUAAAGAAAAUGUGAUACAUAUAUACACAUACAUACACACACACACAUGAUGGAAUAUUAGCCAUGAAAAAAUGAAGUCUUAGCAUUUGUAACAACAUGAAUAGCUCUGCAGGGUAUUUUGCUAGGUGAAAUGUCAGAGAAUGGCAUAGCACAUGACUUCACUUAUAUGUGGAAUUUAGAAAACAAAAUACAAGGAAAAUAGACUCAUACAUAGAACAAAUAAAUGGUUGCCAGAAGGUAGGAGGGAGGGUUCGAGGUGUGUGUGAAACAGGAGAAGGGCUUUAAGAAGUACAAAUCUGCAGUUACAUAAUAAAGCACGGGGGUGUAAUAUACAGCAUAAGGAAUAUAGUCAGUAAUAAUAACUGUAUGGGGACAGAUGGCUACUAGACUUACCGAAGUGAUUAUUUUGUAAUGUAUGCAAUUAUUAAACGAUUAUGUAGUACACCUGAAACAAAAUAUUGUGUAUCAACUGUGUUUCAGUGAAGGGAAAAAAAGACUCCAUCAUGGAGAGAUACCGUGUAAAACCAAUGUGUAUGGCAAAGCCUGUAGCCAGGACUCAUACCUCACUUGAUAUCAGAUUAUACAUCUUUGAGGAAAAACUACACAAAUGACAGAAUAUAAAUGUAAAACUGUUUUCUAAAUUACUGUGCUUUUGGGGGUCACAGCUGCUUCUCUGGAUUUGUUGACAGGACUCAGGGCCUCUCGAUUAUUAUAGGAAGGGCCUACUCUACCAGCUGAUCACGAACGAGAGCAGGACAGGAUGUUGUGAGAACGAGGUUUUCAUGUGAGUAGAAUGAUGGGUUACUAGAGAUGGCAUACGUGGGAGGAAAAAUGGGGAGGGGGAACAAUGGUCUCCCUGUCUUUUGAAAGGGAAUGGCUGCUGUAUAUAUAAAAUAAUAAAAAUGAGACUUAUUUUUGGAAACUGAAGACUGAAGACACAGUAUUAUAGAGGACAGUAAUCAAAAGAACCAGAGUAGAGUGUGCUUGUGAAGGCUGCAGAUUUGGCCUCUGAAAUUGCAUUUUGACACCAUUUUAUUUAGAAUGUAUCAUACUCAUCCAAAUAAGUAACAUGGUGGGACUUCCCUGGAGGUCCAGUGGUUAAGACACUGCAGGGGGCAUGGGUUCGAUCCCUGGUCGGGGAGCUAAGAUCCCACAUUUAUCGGGGCGUGGCCAAAAAAUAGGAAAACAACAACAAAUAUGUAAAAUGUAAUCUUAUUUACAACCCUUAAUCAUGUUAACCCAAGCAUAUCCCACCGCAUUGGGGCACUUUAUAAUAAAUGGUCAGUAAUUACACAUCAUCAUGCUUUCUAAGUUGAAUGACAUCUGUAACAAUUUCUUUCUAUGUUAGAUUCAAACAACAGUUUUUGAAAUAUAUGUAUAUUCAUAAUUUGCAUGUGAGCUAUGAACUCCAUAGUGUAACCCAGAUUAUUUCUGUAACUAUAAUGAAAAUACCAUAGCAGUACAAUUUCGGACUCAAACCCCCUGAAACCUGCCUCCCCAUUUGUAAAUAUGCACCACGUGAUCAGAUUUCUACAUACCUUUUUUUGUGUGUGCCAAAACAAGACCCCUGGGUUGCACCUUUACGGGAGAUGAAGAUACAGUAAGCAUAUAAAAAAUAUUAGGAAAUAAAAUUUCAGAAAUAGGGAUAAAAAUAAUCUCUUUUUUGUGCUUGGAGUUGAUGAAAUAAAAUUUGUAUUUUAAGGAAAGACAAGAAAAAAUUAAACAUAAAAUUCUCUCUGUGUUUGUUUGGACCUCCUCCCUCCCUAAAGUGCAGUGUGCAUCUGCAUUA